ACAUAUCUGGACUACCAAACAAAGCAUUUGAACUCAACUGACAGUAUUUUUUGUCUUUUUUAAACAAUGAAGGGAUCGUACUUAUGUUUCGGCACCAGUGUUCCUCACAAAUAUUCCUAAAGAAAACGGUUUUGGCGAGUUAAACCACAAAACUCUGAACUACCACCCGGAGCCGUUAGUCGGUGUGUCUUGGACACCAAAACGAACGCUGCUGAAGUAACGCGGGAAACGCUCCAGUGUUGGUUCAGUGUUUCCCAGGGAGGAGCAGCCGCUAAUUCAUAGACUUAAGGAUAUUACCAUUAUUAGAGACAUUAAAUGACCCCACAAUCUAGCCUUUCGCUCUGAUCUGAACCAAAAGGCAUCCUUGACAACCCCGCUGCCAGCCGGCCGUGUUGUGUCCGGACCGUUUGAACCCGGAGGAGCAGUUCAGUAUAUGUCGGUCCCCGCGCUGCUCGUCAACGCUCGUCUCUAGCUACCGAGCGGUUGUUAGCUCACACACAAAGAGGGCAGUCCGGCUCACGAGCUCCACAGCCACCAGACGGCCACCAGCUCUGUUGAUUUGAGACAUGGAUACGUUUCAGAAGGUGGAGAAGAUCGGAGAAGGGACGUAUGGGGUAGUUUACAAAGCCAAGAACAAAGUCACCGGAGAAACUGUUGCCCUCAAGAAAAUCCGCCUGGACACGGAAACGGAGGGUGUUCCCAGCACUGCCAUCCGAGAGAUUUCCCUUCUCAAAGAACUCAGUCAUCCAAAUAUUGUCAAAUUGCGUGAUGUCAUCCACACCGAGAACAAGCUCUACCUUGUUUUUGAGUUCCUUCAUCAGGAUCUGAAAAAGUUCAUGGACUCCUUCACAGUUGCUGGUAUCCCACUGCCUCUCGUUAAGAGUUAUCUUUUCCAGCUGCUGCAAGGCCUGGCCUUCUGCCACUCUCACAGGGUUCUUCAUCGAGACCUGAAGCCCCAGAACCUCCUCAUCAAUGCCCAGGGGGAGAUCAAGCUUGCAGACUUUGGCCUUGCUAGAGCCUUUGGGGUGCCUGUCCGCACAUACACACAUGAGGUGGUAACACUUUGGUACAGAGCACCAGAAAUCCUCCUGGGCUGUAAAUACUACUCCACAGCUGUUGACAUCUGGAGUCUGGGAUGCAUCUUUGCUGAAAUGCUCACCAAGAGGGCCUUAUUCCCCGGCGACUCUGAGAUUGAUCAGUUAUUCCGAAUCUUCCGAACCUUGGGGACACCUGACGAGACCGUCUGGCCAGGAGUCACAUCGAUGCCUGACUACAAACCUUCUUUCCCCAAGUGGGCCCGGCAGGAUUUAUCCAAAGUGGUGCCGAUUCUCGAUGAAGAUGGAAGAGAACUGCUUGGGGAAAUGCUGAAUUAUGACCCAAACAAAAGGUUAUCUGCUAAAAACGCCCUUGUACAUCGAUACUUCCGCGACGUCACGAUGCCAAUUCCUCAUCUGAGACUCUGAGUCAUCCAAACAUCCGUCGAUUUUAAGGCCAACAAUGUCGCACCAAUAAGGACCUCCUCGUCACGCCUCGUAUCCACGACUUGAAUGGACAGAAAAAGUGGACACUACAGGAUAUGUUGCAUCCUUAAAUGGAUAUUUGUUAAAACCUAAAACCAGCUUUCUAGCCGAUCGUUGUCCCGAGAGUUGUUUUUCCAGCCGUGAUGUUAUCAUUGUUAUGAACGUUUAACUGUAAUCUUCAACAUCAUUAUUUUUGCAUAUAUAUCUGCAACUGCCAUUUUUGAUGUAAAUGUCAAUUUGUGAUCGAGAUGCUCUGACCGAGUGCAGGUAGACUCAAUCUAGUUGUCUAUUAUAUUUCCAAGUAUAAAUUAUAUAUGUUGACUUUAAAUUCAAAUAGUCAAGUAGUUAGAAUUUAAGUUUGUGGGAUAGUGCAAAUAGCAAAUGUCGUCCUUUGAGAGACUGAGCAGUGGCUGAAUGAAAGAAGUCAGUGACGGUCGUCACGCAACAGUUUGUGCUAAAAGAACACGAGCCGACAAUCGUGUUCUUUUAGGUUUGUUUUCUUUGAAUUCAUUACCUUUGGGUCUCAAGUAUCUUGAAGGGAUUUCAUAGCGGCACCUUUUGGUUGUUAACACACAACAAUGUUUCUCGGUCGUUGAGGUUUGCUGGCGGGAUUUCUCACCAAACUGAAGUUCUCAGCUUUGUACAUACAGCUGUGAUAUACAAACGUUCCCUGUUGAAGUUCAGAUUUUACAGAAUUCCAUAUGCGGUUGCAUCUUUCUUACUCUAGAUUUUAUUCAAAUGUAAUGAACCUUUUUUAUGGAUAUUGUUUAUUUACAGUUUGCAAAAAAUAAACUUGUCUCAACAAC
Molecule: messenger RNA, 2326 nt
Organism: Pseudoliparis swirei
Lineage: Eukaryota; Metazoa; Chordata; Actinopteri; Perciformes; Liparidae
Gene: cdk2
Product: cyclin dependent kinase 2
Exons: 7
Coding region: 567-1463 (298 amino acids)
Biological process (GO): signal transduction; regulation of gene expression; G1/S transition of mitotic cell cycle
Cellular component (GO): cytoplasm; nucleus; cyclin-dependent protein kinase holoenzyme complex
Molecular function (GO): ATP binding; cyclin-dependent protein serine/threonine kinase activity; cyclin binding
Source: RefSeq, a predicted model, not a curated record